Messenger RNA from Plasmodium fragile, 909 nucleotides. Its product is annotated as CMGC/GSK protein kinase. NCBI's taxonomy places the organism in Eukaryota, Apicomplexa, Aconoidasida, Haemosporida, Plasmodiidae. Gene Ontology annotation, cellular component: cytoplasm. Gene Ontology annotation, biological process: signal transduction; protein phosphorylation. The record is from RefSeq and is a predicted model, not a curated record. Gene Ontology annotation, molecular function: ATP binding; protein serine/threonine kinase activity. The coding region runs from base 1 to 909 and encodes 302 amino acids. The transcript is spliced from 12 exons.
AUGGAAUGCGUCAGGAAGGAAGAGCCCAAGUACAAGUUGGUGAAACUCAUCGGCAAGGGCACCUUUGGGAAAGUCUACUACGCUAUUGACCUGUGCACGCAGGAACCCGUCGCGAUUAAGCGAUCCCCCAAGUGGAGGAACAAAGUCUCGAGGGAAGUCGACCUGCUACAGAAGAUGCAGCACAGCGAAAACAUAGUAAAUUUAAAAUCCAUUUUUUACACCACGACGGAGAAGGGCUUUCGUAUACAGAACAUUGUCUUCAAGUACAUGACGUACAGCCUGGGCAAGUAUAUCCGAUGUAAGAAGCAGGAAAGGAAGGAAAACAACCAAAUAUGCAAAGGGAUCAAGCACCUACACGAGCACAAUUUAGCUCACAGGGAUUUGAAGCCAGACAACAUUUUGAUCGAUACUGGCUCAUCACCCUUUAAAGUAGAAAUAUGUGAUUUGGGAUCAGCCAAAAAAGUUGAACAAAACAUCAUCUCGAUUCCAUACAUAUGCUCGAGAUGGUACCGGGCCCCUGAGCUGCUAUGCGGCUCCAUGUAUUACACGACGGAUGUAGAUCUAUGGUCCCUGGGGUGUAUAAUUUUCGAGCUGAUAAAUCUCUGUCCCCUGUUCCCCGGGAAGUUCAAAAAAGACGACAUAUCCGAAGAAUGCUCACAAAUUAUAAAUUUAAUUGAAGUGAGUUUUUACGAAAGUAUAAAGGCCCAAACUAGUAACAGGAACAUUCGCCUCAUUAAGGAACUGUGCGGACUGAACAUUCGGCCCCUGUCCUGGAGCUCCAUCCUGGGAGGCAUAUUGGAGGAAAGUGAACGGGAACUAAUCGGCAUCAUAGAUGGCCUUUUAAAAUGGAAUCCAAAUGAAAGAUUAAAAAUUGACGCAGUUUUGAGUAACCCUUACUUUGCUACAUGA